Messenger RNA from Lactuca virosa, 860 nucleotides. The record is from the annotation of a GenBank genome assembly. NCBI's taxonomy places the organism in Eukaryota, Viridiplantae, Streptophyta, Magnoliopsida, Asterales, Asteraceae.
GUCACAUCGGUAUUCAAGGGGUUGGUGGGUUCAAGAAAUAUAUAGCGCGCCUGAAAGUUGAAGAAGAGCAACAGCAAGAUGGCUCCAACGGCAUCAGAAGUCGUCGGAAAGUUAAACCUGAAACCACAUCCAGAAGGUGGUUUUUUCUCGGAGACAUUCAGAGACACUUCCAUUACCCUUUCCACUUCUCAACUUCCCCCUGAAUAUAAAGUUGAUCGUCCCAUCAGUACAGCGAUAUACUUCUUACUUCCAUCUGGGAGCGUCUCACAUCUCCAUCGUAUCCCAAGUGCAGAAACAUGGCACUUCUAUUUAGGCGAACCUCUCACGAUACUGGAAAUAGAUGAGAAAGAUGGGAGUUUAAAGUUAACAUGCAUCGGACAAGAUAUUGGUGAAAACCAACUGUUGCAGUAUACUGUCCCACCAAAUGUGUGGUUUGGAGCGUUUCCUACAAAAGAUUAUGAGAUAUCAUCAUCAACAGAUAAUGUUGUUGUGAAGAAUCCACCCAGAGAUGCAGAGGAACAUUUUUCUCUUGUGGGGUGCACUGUUGCACCUGCGUUCCAGUUUGAGGACUUUGUGUUAGCUAAACGUUCUGACCUUGUUUCUCGUUUUCCUUCUCAUGAAUCCCUCAUCACUUUGAUUGCAUUUGAAGAUUAGGAUGAUGUGAUUCCAUUCCAUGUAGUUUUUGCAUGAUUCGGUAAAUUGGUUGUUGUCGAUGACACCAUGUAUUUGAGUACGAUUUUGUUUGAGAUUUCCUCUUUCUUUUCAAGUUUUUAUGAAAUCUGUAUGUUGUUUGUGUUAUGUGGUAUUAUGAAUAACGAGUUAUCUAUGGUUGAAUCGUGUAAUAUGUCUUUUAAAAUGUG